AUGAUGAUGACGUGCCGUCUGCUGUGCGCCCUGUUGGUGCUCGCUCUGUGCUGCUGUCCUUACGUGUGCGCGACGGAGCCUCUGACGGCGGGGGAUCCUGCCGAGGCGACCAUGACGGCUGGACCGAAUGGAAAAGACACCAGCUCAGCUACCGGAGCACCGGAGUUAACAGGUCAGGAGACCGUUGAGCAAGCCCAAGCUUCCGUCCAGACGACCACGAAGAAUGAAGAUAAAGCUAACACAAACGGCGCCAUUUCACCGCGUCUUUCACCAGAGGCAGUAGUACAGGAGGCCGUUCAGUCAAAUCUGCCAAUUCUGGGGUCCGAUGAGGAACCGGGAAUUACUGCUGUAGGUGGAGGAGGUCUAACCGGUCCGGAACAGCCAAAAGAUAAGAAUGGUACGACAGGAGGUAAGAACGAUACGACGGUAUCACUAAGUAGCACGAAACCAUCCACAGAACAAUCAAAUCAGGAAGCUGAAGAUCCUUCCAAGACGACCACGACCACGACCACAAAGGCACCAAGUACCACGACUACAGAGGCGCCAACCACGACCACCACCCGCGCACCGUCACGUCUUCGUGAAAUCGACGGCAGCCUCAGCAGCUCUGCGUGGGUGUGUGCCCCGCUGCUGCUCGCCGCAUCCGCGCUGGCGUACACCGCUGUGGGCUGA
Molecule: messenger RNA, 672 nt
Organism: Trypanosoma cruzi
Lineage: Eukaryota; Euglenozoa; Kinetoplastea; Trypanosomatida; Trypanosomatidae
Product: mucin TcMUCII, putative
Exons: 1
Coding region: 1-672 (223 amino acids)
Source: RefSeq, a predicted model, not a curated record